AUGACAGAAUCCGCCGAACCUCAGAGCCCGCCGACGACGGCCACCGCCCCAACGACCCUGGCUGCCUCGGGCAUGUCCUCGCCCACCAUCGCCGUAGGUUUCCACGAUGAAAGGCCCGCCGAGUCUCGUCCGCCGCUCGCUGCCCCCAUGUACGUCACUCACUAUUCCUCUGCGCUGCGCUGCAACGUGCACCGCCUCCCCCGCGCGCUCCACCACUGCGCGGCGAGCGCUCUAACCUUCGUCGCCAACGUGGAAACGCUCAACGCCGUAACGGAAUACGGAACCGAAGCUCAGGAUGGCUCCAGUCACCACCGCAUCAACCAGUACAUCAUUAAAGAGGAAAUUGGACGAGGCUCCUAUGGUGCCGUUCAUCUCGCGACCGACCAGUUUGGCACCGAAUACGCUGUCAAGGAGUUCUCCAAAGUCCGGCUCCGUAAACGCGCGCAGUCCAGCAUCUUGCGGCAAGGCGCCCGCCGACCCCAGCGCUUUGCACCCCGUGUUAGUCUCAACGCGCCGCUGUCACCUCAUUUUGGCGAGGAGGGCCACGCCGGUUGGAACGUCAACGAUGCUCUAUUCUUUAUUAGAGAGGAGAUUGCCAUCAUGAAGAAACUGAACCACCCCAACCUAGUCCAGCUGAUAGAAGUACUGGACGACCCGGAAGAAGAUUCGUUGUACAUGGUCCUCGAAAUGUGUAAGAAGGGAGUCGUAAUGAAGGUCGGCCUCAACGAAAAGGCGAAGCCGUACGGUGAAGAUUCAUGUCGCUAUUGGUUCCGAGACUUGAUUCUUGGCAUCGAAUACUUACACGAGCAAGGCGUCAUUCACCGUGACAUCAAGCCGGAUAAUCUUCUCCUGACCAACGAUGAUGUGCUCAAGAUCGUAGACUUUGGCGUCUCUGAGAUGUUCGAGAAGCCUGGAGACCCCAUGAAGACGGCUAAAUCAGCAGGAUCUCCGGCGUUCCUUGCACCCGAGCUUUGCGUGGUCAGACAUGGUGAUGUUGAUGGCAAGGCCACGGAUAUCUGGUCCAUGGGCAUAUCGCUGUACUGUUUGCGAUACGGCAAAAUUCCAUUCGAGCAAGAGGGUGUGCUUGAGAUGUACGAGGCCAUCAAAACAGAUUCCCCUGAUCUGCCCGAGGAUGAGAACCCCGACUUUGUAGAUCUCAUUGGUAGGAUUCUGGAAAAGGACCCCCAGAAACGUAUCGAGAUGCACGAGUUGCGGGGGCAUCCGUGGGUCACGAAACAGGGGACCGAUCCUUUGCUGUCAAAGGAAGAAAACUGCUCGAAUACCGUGGAGCCCCCAAACGAGCUUGAGCUCAACCGCGCCUUUACGCGGAAGAUGAACCAUCUCCUCUGCGUGAUGAAAGCCAUCCACAAAUUCAAGAACAUUCUUACAAGGCAGAGAAACGCAAAGUCUCGAGAAGGCUCUCAGUCGGACUCCCCACGCAAUGGCGCAUUGCACGAAGACAUCGAGGCCCUCCUCUCCAAACGACGCGAGUUCCUAAAAAAGAGCAGCCUAGCCGACGUCAAGGCCGCUCCUGAGAGGUUAGACUCGGAACCCCGCGUCCUAGGCAUCGGCAUCGGCAUCGGCAUCGGGUCCCAGGACGAAUUCGACAAGGACGAGCCCUCGGCCGGCGCUGUGGCCGAGUCACCGACCAAUGUCGACUUCAACAUCUACGACAAGGCGUACGAGGCCGAGGUGGAGCGCAUAAUGAAGAAUCAGACGCGGCAGAAGACAGUGUACCUGACGCGCUUCGUAAAGGACCGCGAGCAUUACAAGGAGGUCGCCAACGUCGUGGAGGGCACUUCGGCGGGCGUCACGCCGACAGGGACGCCAAAGGCCGAUAUGAACUUGGCCGCUUCAAAGGGCCGGUUCGCUGACUUGGUUCACAGCAUGACUGGUGCCUCGAAACCCAAGGCUUCCGACGAGAAGGAGGAGAGAUGA
Molecule: messenger RNA, 1938 nt
Organism: Colletotrichum orchidophilum
Lineage: Eukaryota; Fungi; Ascomycota; Sordariomycetes; Glomerellales; Glomerellaceae
Exons: 6
Coding region: 1-1938 (645 amino acids)
Biological process (GO): intracellular signal transduction; protein phosphorylation
Cellular component (GO): cytoplasm
Molecular function (GO): protein serine/threonine kinase activity; ATP binding
Source: RefSeq, a predicted model, not a curated record